Messenger RNA from Panicum hallii, 1969 nucleotides. Its product is annotated as inorganic phosphate transporter 1-1. The coding region runs from base 82 to 1650 and encodes 522 amino acids. Gene Ontology annotation, cellular component: membrane. NCBI's taxonomy places the organism in Eukaryota, Viridiplantae, Streptophyta, Magnoliopsida, Poales, Poaceae. Gene Ontology annotation, molecular function: phosphate transmembrane transporter activity. The transcript has a single exon. The record is from RefSeq and is a predicted model, not a curated record. Gene Ontology annotation, biological process: transmembrane transport; phosphate ion transport.
UAUAUGCUCCAGAGCAAUAUCAGUUGUAGUAGCUAAGACUAAGAAGCGAGUGAGCUUGGGAGCUGAGAGCUUGAGACGGCCAUGGCGGGGCGCCAGCUGAACGUGCUGUCCACGCUGGACCAGGCGAAGACGCAGUGGUACCACUUCAUGGCGAUCGUGAUCGCCGGCAUGGGCUUCUUCACCGACGCCUACGACCUCUUCUGCAUCUCGCUCGUCACCAAGCUGCUCGGCCGCAUCUACUACACCGACACCUCCAGGCCGGACCCGGGCACGCUGCCGCCCAACGUGUCGGCCGCCGUGAACGGGGUCGCGCUCUGCGGCACGCUCGCGGGGCAGCUCUUCUUCGGCUGGCUCGGCGACAAGCUCGGCCGCAAGAGCGUCUACGGCUUCACGCUCGUCCUCAUGGUAGUCUGCUCCGUCGCGUCCGGGCUCUCGUUCGGGGCCACGCCCAAGGGCGUCGUCGCCACGCUCUGCUUCUUCCGCUUCUGGCUCGGCUUCGGCAUCGGCGGCGACUACCCGCUCAGCGCCACCAUCAUGUCCGAGUACGCCAACAAGAAGACCCGCGGCGCCUUCAUCGCCGCCGUGUUCGCCAUGCAGGGCUUCGGCAUCCUCUUCGGCGCCAUCGUCGCGCUCGUCGUCUCCGCCGGCUUCCGCAGCGCGUACCCGGCGCCGCCCUACUCCCAGGACCGCGCCGCCUCGCUCGUGCCGCAGGCCGACUACGUGUGGCGGAUCAUCCUCAUGUUCGGCACCCUCCCGGCCGCGCUCACCUACUACUGGCGCAUGAAGAUGCCCGAGACGGCGCGCUACACGGCGCUGGUGGCGCGCAACGCCAAGCAGGCCGCGGCUGACAUGUCCAGGGUGCUGCACACCGAGAUCGAGGAGAGCGUGGAGCGCGUCGAUAAGACGGUCCUCGGCGGCGAGGAGUGGGGCCUCUUCUCGUCGCAGUUCGUCCGGCGCCACGGGCUCCACCUCCUGGCGACCACCAGCACGUGGUUCCUGCUCGACAUCGCCUUCUACAGCCAGAACCUGUUCCAGAAGGACAUCUUCAGCAAGGUCGGGUGGAUCCCGGCGGCAAGGACCAUGAACGCCGUCGAGGAGCUGUUCCGCAUCGCGCGCGCGCAGGCGCUCAUCGCGCUGUGCGGCACCAUCCCGGGGUACUGGUUCACCGUCGCCUUCAUCGACGUCGUCGGCAGGUUCUGGAUCCAGAUCAUGGGGUUCGCCAUGAUGACGGCCUUCAUGCUCGGCCUCGCGGUGCCGUACCACCACUGGACGACGCCCGGCCACCACACGGGGUUCGUCGUCAUGUACGGCUUCACCUUCUUCUUCGCCAACUUCGGGCCCAACAGCACGACCUUCAUCGUCCCCGCCGAGAUAUACCCGGCGCGGCUGCGGUCCACCUGCCACGGCAUCUCCGCCGCGGCCGGGAAAGCCGGCGCCAUCAUCGGCGCGUUCGGGUUCCUGUACGCCGCCCAGGACCCGCACAAGCCAGAGGCGGGGUACCCCCGGGGCAUUGGCAUCCGCAACGCCCUCUUCGUGCUCGCCGGCACCAACUUCUUGGGCACCGUCAUGACGCUGCUCGUCCCCGAGUCCAAGGGCAAGUCGCUCGAGGUGGUAUCACAGGAGGUCGCCGACGACGAGGAGGCCGCGUAAAACUGGAUGCAGCGUUCAGAGAAAUGUUUGUGAUGGAGCAGGUGACUGCUGCUGUUACUAGCAUAGUGUUAGUGCCUUAGUGGUUUCGCUUAGUGGUUGCAUGCUUGAGUGUGCCCUCGAUCUGAAGAAGUAGCAGAACCAUGAUGUAGCUCGAAAGUACAUCCAUGGCGUACAUAUCCUUAUAUUUCAGUCUCAACUCUCCCUCCCUGUUGUGUCGCGUCGAAGAAGACGCGUGUUCAUGCAAGAAUGAGGAUGCUUAUAGUUAAGAGGCUGUCGAUUGUCAUGCCAUCCGCUGCAGCAGUGUUCUGCUGUUCAUUCA